Athalia rosae (coleseed sawfly) is the source of this 11264-nucleotide messenger RNA. It is a transcript of the gene beta-Spec, whose product is annotated as spectrin beta chain. The record is from RefSeq and is a predicted model, not a curated record. Bases 335 to 8914 code for a protein of 2859 amino acids. Lineage: Eukaryota; Metazoa; Arthropoda; Insecta; Hymenoptera; Athaliidae. The transcript is spliced from 14 exons. Gene Ontology annotation, biological process: actin cytoskeleton organization; neuron development. Gene Ontology annotation, molecular function: actin filament binding; phospholipid binding; structural constituent of cytoskeleton. Gene Ontology annotation, cellular component: cell projection; cortical actin cytoskeleton; plasma membrane.
UGAGAAAUAAUGCCGAGCAGAUAUCACAUUAUUUGAGUUGAUCGAUACUUGUGAAAACCGAAAUUUCCAUUAUAAUAAUCGAGCUCCAAGUAGUCGUGAGUAAAAGGGACUAGUUUUCUGCCGCGACGAGUGGACGCCGUAUGGCCACAGUUGGUUGCGCGCCGGUCGUGUGAGUGAGGAGACGUACCGAGUGAAUCUUUUAAGUGGUUUUUCGUGUAUUUUGUGCAGUUUUUAUGCAAGUUUGGAAGUGAAACAUUGUUUGGGAGUAUUUUUUUGACAGGGAGUGCCCUUCACAAGGGUAAGGAAGUAGUGAGCUGUUGGUCCGGCUGCCAAUAUGACGACCGACAUCUCGGUGGUGCGCGGGGGUUGGGACCCGACGCUUCAACAGGAGAUUGUCGACGAGUAUGAAUACGAUGGAGGAAACUCUAGUUCGAGGCUCUUUGAACGAUCUCGUAUUAAGGCAUUAGCAGGUGAACGUGAGUCAGUGCAGAAAAAAACAUUUCAAAAAUGGGUAAAUUCUCACCUGGUUCGCUGUUCUUGUCGGAUUGGAGAUCUUUAUGUAGAUCUUCGCGAUGGCAAGAUGCUUAUAAAACUGCUAGAGAUAUUGUCCGGCGAACGUUUACCACGACCAACUAAGGGGAAAAUGCGUAUCCAUUGUCUAGAAAACGUUGACAAAGCGUUGCAAUUUCUGAGAGAGCAAAGAGUCCAUCUUGAAAACAUGGGUUCACAUGAUAUUGUGGAUGGCAAUCCAAGAUUGAGCUUGGGAUUGAUUUGGACAAUCAUCUUACGCUUCCAAAUUCAAGAUAUUACCAUUGAAGAAACUGACAAUCAAGAAACUAAAUCAGCUAAAGAUGCACUUCUCCUGUGGUGUCAAAUGAAGACUGCUGGGUACCAUAAUGUGAAUGUCAGGAAUUUCACAACAUCUUGGCGAGAUGGUCUAGCGUUUAAUGCUAUAAUACAUAAGCAUCGUCCAGAUUUGAUUCAGUUUGACAAGCUGUCGAAAUCAAACGCAAUAUACAAUUUGAACAACUCGUUCAAUGUUGCUGAAGAUAAACUAGGUCUCACAAAAUUGUUGGAUGCCGAAGACAUUUUUGUUGAUCAUCCGGAUGAAAAAUCUAUCAUCACUUAUGUUGUAACUUACUACCAUUACUUCUCAAAAAUGAAGCAAGAAACUGUACAAGGUAAAAGAAUUGGUAAAGUAGUAGGAAUUGCUAUGGAGAACGACAGAAUGAUUCACGAAUACGAGAGUUUGACCAGUGAUCUUCUCAGGUGGAUUGAAGCCACUAUUGAAGCUUUGGGUGAUCGUCAUUUCGCUAAUUCACUUGUUGGCGUUCAGUCUCAACUUUCGCAAUUUUCCAAUUAUCGUACAGUAGAAAAACCACCCAAGUUUGUAGAAAAAGGUAAUUUGGAAGUUUUAUUGUUUACACUGCAAUCAAAAAUGCGGGCAAAUAACCAGAAGCCCUACACACCCAAAGAAGGAAAAAUGAUUUCUGAUAUCAACAAGGCCUGGGAGAGAUUAGAGAAAGCCGAACACGAGCGUGAAUUAGCUCUCAGAGAAGAAUUAAUACGUCAAGAGAAAUUAGAGCAAUUGGCUGCAAGAUUCAACCGUAAAGCAAGCAUGAGGGAAACAUGGCUAUCUGAAAAUCAAAGAUUAGUAUCUCAAGAUAACUUUGGUUUCGAUCUAGCAGCCGUGGAAGCUGCAGCUAAAAAACACGAGGCCAUAGAAACCGACAUCUUUGCUUACGAGGAACGUGUGCAGGCAGUUAUGGCAGUAUCUCAAGAACUAGAAGCCGAAAACUACCAUGACAUAGAUAGAAUUAAUGCACGAAAGGACAAUGUUCUCAGGCUAUGGAACUACCUCCUGGAGUUAUUGAAAGCUCGAAGACUACGGUUGGAGCUUUCUCUUCAAUUACAACAAAACUUCCAAGAAAUGUUAUAUAUCUUAGACAGUAUGGAAGAAAUCAAGAUGCGAUUGUUGACGGAUGAUUAUGGUAAACAUCUAAUGGGAGUUGAAGAUCUUCUGCAGAAGCAUUCACUUGUCGAAGCAGAUAUCAAUGUUCUGGGUGAAAGAGUCAAGGCUGUUGUUCAACAAAGUCAAAGAUUCUUAGAGCAAGGUGAGGGUUACCGUCCUUGCGAUCCAACAAUUAUCAUUGAACGUGUCCAGCAACUUGAAGAUGCUUACGCAGAAUUGGUUCGUCUAGCUGUCGAACGCCGUGCUAGAUUGGAAGAAUCUCGUAAUCUGUGGCAAUUCUAUUGGGACAUGGCCGAUGAAGAGAACUGGAUAAAGGAAAAAGAACAGAUUGUUUCUACGGGUGAUAUUGGUCACGACUUAACUACCAUCAAUUUACUUCUAUCGAAACACAAAGCUUUGGAAAAUGAGAUUCAAUCUCACGAGCCACAGUUGAUGUCAGUCGCUGCAGUUGGUGAUGAGUUGAUUCGUCAACAUCACUUUGGUUCUGAUCGUAUCAAAGAGAGAUUACAAGAAAUAUUAGGAAUGUGGAAUCAUUUAUUAGAUCUGGCAGCAUUCAGACGUAAACGGCUAGAAGAAGCCGUUGAUUACCAUCAAUUAUUUGCUGAUGCUGACGAUAUUGAUAUUUGGAUGUUGGACACUCUCAGACUAGUUUCAUCAGAGGAUGUUGGUCGAGACGAAGCAAACGUUCAAUCAUUGUUGAAAAAACAUAAAGACGUCACAGACGAACUUAAGAAUUAUGCAACGACUAUUGAGCAGCUCCAUCAACAAGCUUCACAACUUGGCGAACAUGAUUCUAAAUCUCCAGAAGUAUUGGAGAGACUUGCUUCGAUCGAUUCCAGAUACAAAGAACUUCUGGAAUUGGCCAAGUUACGUAAACAGCGACUAUUAGAUGCUCUGUCGUUGUAUAAAUUGUUCAGUGAAUCAGACGGAGUCGAGCAAUGGAUCGGCGAAAAGAAUAGAAUGCUGGAAACCAUGGUUCCUGCUAAAGAUAUCGAAGAUGUAGAAAUUAUGAAACAUCGUUAUGACGGCUUCGACAAAGAAAUGAAUGCUAAUGCUUCCAGAGUCGCUGUUGUCAAUCAGUUGGCUAGACAACUGUUACAUGUGGAACAUCCUAAUUCUGAACAGAUUGUUGCUCGUCAGAAUGAACUCAAUCAGAAAUGGGCUGAGCUGAGAGAGAAGGCCGAAGGGAAACGAGACGCUCUUAAUUCCGCUCAUGGAGUACAAACCUUCCAUAUUGAGUGUCGUGAGACUGUAUCUUGGAUUGAAGACAAGAAACGCAUUCUACAACAAACAGAUAGCUUGGAAAUGGACUUGACUGGUGUCAUGACAUUGCAGAGACGUCUUAGCGGUAUGGAACGGGACUUGGCAGCUAUCCAAGCAAAGUUAGAUGCGCUUGAAAAAGAAGCUCAAUCAAUUGAACAAGAACAUCCCGAAGAGGCAGCUGUUAUCCGUGAAAGAAUUACCCAGAUACACACGAUUUGGGAACAACUUACUCAGAUGCUCAAAGAGCGUGAUGCUAAACUCGAAGAAGCUGGCGAUUUACAUAGAUUCUUACGUGAUCUUGAUCACUUCCAGACUUGGUUGACAAAGACUCAAACUGACGUUGCUAGUGAAGAUACGCCUACAAGCUUGGCAGAUGCUGAGAAAUUGUUAACCCAGCAUCAGAAUAUCAAGGAAGAAAUUGACAAUUACACUGACGAUUAUCAAAAGAUGAUGGAAUAUGGAGAGAGGCUCACAAGCGAGGCUGGGGAUGGUGAUACGCAGUAUAUGUUCUUGAGAGAAAGGUUGAAUGCACUGAAAAUGGGUUGGGAAGAACUUCACCAGAUGUGGGCAAAUCGUCAAAACUUGUUGUCGAACUCGUUGAAUCUACAAGUGUUUGACCGUGAUGCUCGCCAAGCUGAAGUUUUGUUGUCUCAGCAAGAGCACAUUCUUACCAAAGAUGAAACUCCUACAAACUUCGAACAGGCAGAAAACAUGAUAAAACGCCACGAAGCCUUCAUGACUACAAUGGAAGCUAAUGAUGAUAAAAUCAAUUCAGUUACUCAAUUCGCUGGCAGAUUAGUAGAAGAAGGCCACUUUGCAGCCGACAAAGUUAAAAAGAAGGCAGAUGCAAUAAACGAACGCAGAAAUGCUAAUCGUGAAAGAGCUAAUCAAGUAAUGGACAGAUUAAAGGAUCAACUUCAAUUGCAAAUGUUCCUGCAAGAUCGUGAGGAGCUUGUUGAGUGGGUACAGGAAAAACACAUCACGGCACAGGAUGAAACAUAUCGCAGUGCAAAAACUGUUCACAGUAAAUGGACCAGGCAUCAAGCGUUUGAGGCAGAAAUCGCGAGUAACAAAGAUCGUCUGCAGCAUCUGCAACAAGCUGCUGAUGAGCUGAUUCAGUUGAAGCCUGAAUUAGCAGAAAUCAUCAAACCUAAAGUCACGGAAUUAUGUGACCAAUUUGAGGAGCUAGAAACGACAACAAAGGAUAAAGGGGAAAGAUUGUUUGACGCUAACCGUGAAGUCCUUAUACACCAGACGUGUGACGACAUCGAUUCAUGGAUGAAUGAAUUAGAAAAGCAAAUUGAAAGUACUGAUACUGGUUGUGAUUUGGCAUCUGUUAAUAUUCUGAUGCAGAAACAACAGAUGAUUGAAACGCAAAUGGCUGUGAAGGCUCGCCAGGUUACGGAGCUGGACAAACAAGCUGAACACCUACAGAGAACUGUUCCAGAUGAGAAAAUGGAAGAAAUCAAAUUUAAAAAAGAGAAGGUUGCGCAGAGAUUUGCUCAACUUAAGGCUCCACUCAACGAUCGUCAACGGCAUUUGGAAAAGAAGAAGGAGGCAUACCAAUUCAGACGUGAUGUCGAGGACGAAAAAUUGUGGAUUGCUGAGAAAAUGCCACAAGCCACCAGUUCGGAGUAUGGUAAUUCCCUCUUCAACGUUCAUAUGUUAAAGAAAAAGAAUCAAUCUCUUCGUACUGAAAUCGAAAACCACGAGCCAAGAAUUAAUUCUGUAUGUAACAAUGGUCAGAAACUGAUAGACGAAGGGCAUGAAGAUAGCGCGGAAUUCAUCCAGCGUAUCUCUGACCUUUCUGACAAAUGGCGUGAAUUGAAAGAUGCCGUUGAUGAAAGGAACAGGCAUUUGUUACAAAACGAAAAGGCACAGCAAUAUUUCUUCGAUGCAACUGAAGCUGAAUCAUGGAUGAGCGAACAAGAGUUGUAUAUGAUGGUAGAGGAUCGUGGAAAAGAUGAGAUUUCUGCACAAAACCUAAUGAAGAAACAUGAAUCUUUGGAACAUGCUGUUGAAGAUUAUGCUGAUGCAAUUCGUCAACUGGGUGAAACAGCUAGGCAAUUAAUAAACGACCAGCAUGCGUUGAGUGAUCAGAUUGCUGUCAAACAGUCUCAGGUUGACAAAUUAUAUGCUGGACUCAAAGAUCUGGCUGGGGAACGUCGUGCUAAACUAGAUGAAGCACUUCAGUUGUUUAUGCUUAAUCGUGAAGUUGAUGAUUUGGAGCAAUGGAUAGCUGAGCGAGAAUUAGUUGCUGGUAGUCAUGAGUUAGGCCAAGAUUACGAUCAUGUCACUCUACUCUGGGAAAGAUUCAAGGAAUUUGCACGUGAUACAGAGACAAUAGGUUCAGAAAGGGUAGCUGCUGUAAAUGGAAUUGCAGAUUCUCUGAUCGCAACUGGACAUUCAGAUGCAGCUACAAUUGCCGAAUGGAAAGAUGGCCUGAAUGAAGUUUGGCAAGAUUUAUUGGAAUUAAUUGAAACGCGAACUCAAAUGUUGGCAGCUAGCCGAGAGCUCCACAAAUUCUUCCACGACUGCAAAGAUGUACUAGGAAGGAUUUUGGAAAAACAAAAUGCUAUGUCCGACGAAUUGGGACGUGAUGCUGGCUCUGUUUCAGCGCUCCAACGAAAACACGGCAACUUUAUUCAAGAUUUGUCCACCUUACAAUCACAGGUAGCACAAAUUCAAGAUGAAUCCUCUAAGCUUCAGGCUAGCUACGCUGGUGACAAGGCUAGAGAAAUUACAAACCGAGAGGCUGAAGUAGUCGCAGCUUGGAAUAACUUGCAGUCUUUGUGCGACGGCCGCAAAGCGAAAUUGGAAGAUACAGGUGACUUGUUCAAGUUCUUCAACAUGGUCAGAACUUUAAUGAUCUGGAUGGACGAUGUAGUUAGACAAAUGAAUACACCAGAGAAACCUCGCGAUGUAUCUGGUGUAGAAUUACUAAUGAAUAAUCAUCAAAGUUUGAAAGCUGAAAUCGAUACACGAGAAGACAACCUCACAGCUUGCCUUGAUCUUGGAAAAGAUCUAUUGGCAAGAAAUCAUUACGCCAGUGUACAAAUUAAAGAAAAACUGCUAGCAUUAACGAAUCACAGAAAUGCUCUGUUACAUCGUUGGGAGGAAAGAUGGGAAAAUCUACAACUAAUUCUUGAAGUGUACCAGUUUGCACGUGAUGCUGCCGUCGCAGAAGCCUGGCUGAUUGCACAGGAACCAUAUCUCAUGAGUCAGGAGCUCGGACAUACGAUUGAUGAUGUUGAAAAUUUGAUCAAGAAACACGAGGCAUUUGAAAAAUCAGCAGCUGCACAAGAAGAAAGAUUUAGUGCCCUACAGCGACUCACAACGUCUGAGCAGCUUCUUGGUAGAGAGUUUGGCCUGGAUGUACCGGUGUUGGAAUUCAAACACGAAUUAAUCUUCAUUCCAGAAUAUCCGCCCUCAUCUCAAUUCCUAUUAACGAAACCGAAAAAACACAUUCGUUCCCAAAGUCAGAUUGUGCGAGAAAUAAUUUUAGACUCUGAUAAAUUUUACAAACCAGCUAGAAGAUACAGACGUGAAAAAACGUCUACGGGAACUACAAUCAUUUAUCCAGGAACUUCAUCAUAUCCCAAUAAAAAAAAAUAUGUACGAUCUAAGUCUUUCCUAUGGGAUAGUGAAUGGAACUCGAGUUCUAAAGGUUCUCAAGGAUCAACUGGUAGUCAACCCGUAUCACCUUGUGUAGACCUAGAUGAUAUUCCGGUAUUUGAGGAUGAUAUUUCUACUAGUUUUGAAAAAAAAACUUCAGGAAGACUAGAUACACUAAGCAAUCAUAGAACAGAACAGCCUCUUGUAGAGAACAAUCAAUUUGUAAAAUGCGUCAAUCAUGAUCCUAUAUACCAAAAUACUUUCAAAGGAAAGCAGCAUUUGUUAUCUGAGUUAGAUUAUGUGGAACUCCUCCCUUCUUCUAGUGUGCGUAUAUCAGAGUCUCAAUCGGACGACGAAAACGCCGAUGAUAUUUCGACCCAUAGUCCACCUCCAUUAUUUAAAAAGGAUAAAAAGUCUAGUUCCAUUACUGAGGAAAAUCAUCCUAUAUUAACCCAAAAUCUCUUACCAAACACAUCAAAUCACGAAUAUGUAAAUAUCGUGCUCAAAUCAAGAUCCGCGGAAUUGAUGACACCUCAACAAACAAAUCAUUUUUCCGAAAAACCCAUUAGAGAAAAAUGUCUGGAAAUUCCGAGUCCAAUUGGGAGUGAUGAAGAAUCAUUGACUGGUGAUAGGCAAAGUCUGGAUCUCGAAAGUUCAAUUUCCAAUAUUAGAAAAUUACACCUACAAAUUGACGCGUUAACAGAAGACUUGAUAAACACUUCUCCACAGAAAAAACGGGUUGAUCCUAAUGACGCGUUUCUCUUAGCCGAGCGCUGUACUUAUGAGGAAGAGCACAGUAAUCAAAAGUUUAAUCAUUUAAUGCAAGUUAGAUUAGAUUACGAUUUUCCUUCAUCUUUGAGAUCAUCUAAAUCAUUACCUCAGUCCAUGCAAGAAAUAGCUGAUGAAAGUUACAGUAAGCGGAAACGUAGCCGAUCAAGUUUAGGUCCAAAAGACAAGUUCCAAAAGACUUCUAACUUGAAUACAGACAGUCCUAAUCCAUUACCUAUCUUGAGCACGUCUGAAACAUAUCCAUCUCAAGGUCCAUCCCUAUCUGCGGACAAUUUAACUGUGGCAAAAAAUAGUUCUGAAUUUGAGCUGAAAGAACUUAAACGACGAGAACAAGAACGAGAGGAAGAAGAAAGGCGUAAACAAGAAGAAGCUGCAGCAGCAGAAGCUGCCAAGUUAGCCAAGGCGACACCGGUUACGAGCCCAGAUGAGCCACCCAGUGACAGGGUUGAUGGUGAAGGAAUCCAAACCGGUGAACAUGCAGCUGGUGAAGAGGACAGUCAUGUGGCACUUCGCAAGGCUUCGACUAGAUCGCCACAAACCCAAGAAAAGCCCAAAGAAGUGCAUGUUCAGAAACCUGCACGAAUGUCAACACCGGAAGUGGGAACACCGCCGAUCACCCCAACUUCGCCAAAGUAUCUGUCAUCAUAUCCAUCGACUCCGACAACUCCAAAAGGCGGCAGUGGUUCUGAGUCUGGCACUUUACGACGCAAGGAACGAAGCCGUAGUAAAUCACCAUUCAGGAGUUUUCGCUGGAAAAAAUCAACUAAAUCACCCAGUCUGGAUCGGAGUGGUGUAAGCGAUGAUGACCACAGUUAUACUGAACAACGAAGUCCUGGCGAUGACGAGUUUGAGGGAACAUUGAUAAGAAAGCACGAAUGGGAAAGUACUACAAAAAAAGCGUCGAAUCGAUCAUGGGACAAACUAUACAUGGUUGUUCGUGGACAAAAUUUAGUAGCUUACAAAGACCAGAAAUCUUACAAAGCUGCAGCUGAUCAGCCAUAUAAGGGAGAGCCAUCUCUAGACCUCAGAGGGGCCAGCGUACAGGUCGCUAGUGAAUAUACAAAGAAGAAACAUGUCUUCCGAGUCAAGUCCCAAAGUGGAGCAGACUUCCUUUUCCAGGCUAAGGAUGAUGCAGAAAUGUUGGAAUGGGUAUCGGUAUUGAAUCAAGCUGCGCAAGGUGCAUCCGGCGCCAGUACAUCUAGAGCACAAACUCUGCCAGCACCAACGCAAGCUGAAACUAAGCGGCGUAGUUUCUUCACACUCAAGAAAAACUAAAUUGGAGCAGUGAAGCGUGCUAAGAAGCCGCCAGAACGCGCCAACGCAACAAAUAAAAUUUGAAAAAAUAAAACGGAAAAAAAAAUUUGCCAGACAUCGCUUAGCUGAAAGUCGGCAAAGUGCUAAAGUAACACAGAUAAUUAAUUAUUUAACACGUAAAGACGUCUGUAGACAAAUUAAGAAUGAAAAUCGAUGUAAUUUUCAAAAAUCAAAUUCGCUUUAAAAGUUUAAACCAUUAGCUAUAAAGCAAUCUUUGAAAAUAGUGGCAUGAAGAUUUUUGAGAAAUUGAUGGAUAUUUUCAUUUUGUUGUUAAAUACUUCGAUUCAUCACGAUAUCACUAAACUGGUCAAGGAUAAGUAAUGUUUGGUGUCCUGAAUUAACAUGGCAAUGUAUUCCAUUGUUGCAAUUAAUCAUUCAAAAUUUUUGCUCUUAUUCAGAUUCUAUCUAGGAAUUUCUGAUUAAGAAUCAAGAGUGUUUUAUACUAGCGGUAAUUCAUAAAUUAAUUCCUUGUAAAAAGAGAUUUUAUUUUCACAGAUGAUAUUGACCUAUAUAGACAUAUUAGGAAAUCAUCAUAAAUGUUUCCCUAGAAAAAAAAACUAGCAGAAAAAACAAGGUGAUCAACGAUGUAUAUUUGAUUAAGUUAUUUCGACACGAGAAAAAAGUUCCAAUGUUGAUCAUAUUCCACUGAGAAUACUUACGACACGAAAAAUUAAAAUUUGUACGAAAUAUGCUAGAAUAAUAUUUCUCGUCCAUCCGUGGCACUGAAUAUCGUGUACAAAUUAAGUUUUAUGCUUCAUAAUGAUUGUCUCUUUUUGGUUUCGUCUGUCCAAUAAUCGUAACUGUUGCAGGUUUCUUACUAAUUAUUAUUGUAUUUUGGUUUUGACCAUGCUGAUGCAGGACACUUAACGAUAGAAUAGCUUAAUGAAAUACAUUUUAAAGUUACGUUAUAAAUACGUCUAUGAAAAAAAAGAGAAAAAAUAUCACUUUAAAAAAUUAUUAAAAACUCGUAAUAAUUAAAAUCAACUCCUACACAAUUCCCUAAUCUCAUACAUAUAGUUCAACUGAAAAGAAAGAUUUUAGGUCAUCUUAAAUUUUGUAGCCGUUUCUAAGUAGUCUUGGCCUGUGUCAUACAACCAACAAUAUACAUGCACAUAAUAAAAUGAAGAGCAGUAAAGCUCUGGGUAUAUGUAUCCAUCAUUCGAAUUAUGAGUUAUCCUUGUUUGAUACAGGUCUACAACAUGGCGUGCCGAGUGGUGGCUUUGUAUAUUUUUUAUUGUUACUUUUUCAAUAUUUUAAAUUUUCUCAUCUUACCUUUUAGAGCCUAAGAUUGGAUUCUGAGAUUAAAAAUCCACUAUGUGAACUUCAUGGACAGCUGUAGGGCGUCGAUGCCUUCUUAAUAUUGUAUGUUCUUCGUUCUUUUAUCAUAAACGUAACUCGAAUUGAAUUAAAAGAAAAUAUAUAUAUAUAUAUAAAUAUAAAUUGCAAACUAUGAUUUUUGAAAGGGCAUACUGAUAAUUCCAGCAAUCAUUUUAUUCUCUUCAUUAAAAUACGUGAAUAAACUAGCGAGCUGCGAUGUAGGGGAGAAAAAAAAUAUUAAACGAAACUAUAUUGUUUGCCCUGUGUUUUUUAUAUAUGAUAUAAUUAAAAAGAAAAUUACUAAGUUAUAAUAAAUGAAAAUGAUUGAUAAUUAUAUAUAAUAUAUAGAAUAAUUAUUAUUGUACAAGUAAUAGCCAUCUCUUUCCUAAAGAGGCCUUUUCUACUAGAUUUUUAUCUUGACUAUGUAAAUUCAAGAACAACGCCGAAGGCGAGACAUCCAGCAAAUGAUUUGAAUGAUCAAAAAUCAAUACUGAGUUUAUCGAAUGCAAAUCAAAAACUUGUUUUGAAAAGUUACAUACAUGAAAUAAAACAUUGUGCGUUGAUAAGACCGCUUUAGCGAAAGAAAAGAAAUCUUUGCAAAUAAGUUUCGCGAUUCAUAAUAUUGUUAGCCUUAUGCUAGAUGCCGCUGUUUUAAUGUAACGAAAACGAGACCUCAAUUUAGUUCGGUAAACUAUUUUUCAAACAAUUUUCGGCAUAUUAUUAAUAAUCGAACUGUGCACACUACGAUUGCAAUUACAAAAAUUACUGUUUGUUAUACUUUGCGCGUCCGGUUCAACAAAUAUAAUUGCUUCUUCGUUCCAAAAUUUGACGAUUAUUUGCUAGCGAAAGUAUACAAAAAGCAUUUUCAGUGGAAAAAUGAAUUUCUUUAACCUACGUUUACCGAAUAAAAAUAUGGCUUCGACUUAAUGACUGCUUGGGAAGGAAUAUUAUCAUUAUCAAAUAAACAAUUAUACAAUAAAUGCAAAAAUUAUUA